UAGACCGUACUGUCAUAAGUGUCAUACUCUCAAUCUGAAAGUACAGUUAGAUACAUCUAAAGUUUUAACUUAGAAAGUGCCAUAAAAAUAAGUGUGAAGUAAGUAGGAGUAUUAAGUAUUAUACUUGUACGUUAAAACCAAAACCCAAACUAAUUAUUUGAAGUGAUUAUGAGUGUAUAUCGACCAUGGUUUUAAAAAAAUCUACGGAAAACAAGUCUUCUAAAAUCUCGAAUAAGGUCAUCGCACUUUCUGAACCUGAAAAGGGAAAAUGUUCUUUAGAAAAUGCUUCAACAACUUGUAAAAGAGAAGUGGAUGAUGGUGCACCAGCCGAAAACGAAAAUGAGACUAUGGAAUCAAUGCAACCCAUAGAUGUGGGAGAAAUAAUUAAAAGUGUAUAUCUUACAGUGGAAAUAGAUGUGGUUUUCGUGGGUCUGCUGCUAAUGGCUCUUUGUACAAGGCUUUAUAAUUUAGAAGAGCCGAAAUAUAUUGUGUUUGAUGAACUUCACUAUGGGAGAUAUGUGUCAUUGUAUGCUAAAGGAGUAUUCUUUUUUGAUGCUCAUCCCCCCUUAGGAAAACAGAUGCUCUAUUUGGCUGGGCAAAUGGCUGGUUAUGAUGGUAACUUUACAUUUGAUAGGAUUGGCUCACCAUAUACUGAGUCAGUACCUGUGAAAGCAUUACGCAUUGUCCCUGCCAUUUGUGGCAGCCUACUUGUACCUUUAUCCUAUCAGUUGAUGCUGGAAAUAUCAACAUAUCAAAUAACUGCAUUUCUUGCAGCUGCUUUAGUUUUAUUUGAAAAUUGUUUUCUAGCUCAAUCAAGAUUUAUGUUACUAGAGAGUAUACAAAUAUUAUUCAGUUUAUUUGGUAUACUGUGUGUACUGAAGAGUACUCGUAAAAAAAAUAUUGCUUCAGUUAUAUGGCUGUGUUUUGGUGCUCUUUCUCUUGGAUGCUGUUUUUCGAUAAAAUACUCAGGUCUGUACACAUAUUAUUUAGCAAUAUUUUUAAUAGGGCGACAAAUGUGGAAACGCAUCGACCAAACAGAAUCGACCUUUAAACUAUGUUUGUCAGCUCUUUGGAGAUUCUUCAUUCUUAUUUUUAUACCAUUACUGGUGUACGUCGGUGUAUUCUAUGCCCAUCUUUCAAUGUUACCGAAAGCUGGACCUCAUGACAGUGUAAUGACAAGUGCUUUCCAAGCAUCACUAAAAGGAGGUCUCGCCAGCAUUACUAAAGGACAACCAUUACAUGUUUCUCAUGGCUCCCAAAUAACACUCAGGCACUCCCACGGCCGGACUUGUUGGUUGCACUCCCACGCGCAUGUGUAUCCGGUUCGGUACUCCGAUGCCCGAGGAUCGUCUCAUCAGCAACAAGUAACCUGCUACAGUUUUAAGGAUGUUAACAACUGGUGGAUCGUAAAAAGACCAGAUCAGCUUUCUCUUGCCGUAUCUAACCCCCCAGAUGCUAUACGACACGGCGAUGUAGUGCAACUUUUACAUGGCAUUACAAGCCGAGCUUUAAAUUCACACGAUGUUGCCGCACCGGUCUCGCCUCAAUCACAGGAAGUAUCUUGUUACAUCGACUAUAAUGUGUCGAUGCCGGCACAAAAUCUCUGGCACGUGGAGAUCAUUAACCGCGAAAGCGAGGAUUCAACAUGGGACAGUAUUCGAUCCAUGGUGCGUCUUAUACAUGUAGACUCAGGCUCAGCCCUCCGCUACAGCGGCCGUCAGCUUCCGUCCUGGGGUUUCCAUCAACACGAGGUUGUCGCUGACAAGGUCAUUACUCAUCAAGACACAAUAUGGAAUGUCGAAGAACAUCGUUAUACUAAAGCUGAAGACAGAAGGGAGCGCGAACGUGAGCUUGUAUCUGCAGAGAUGAUUCCAACAACAGUCACGCAGCUGUCGUUCUGGGAGAAGUUUUUAGAGUUGCAGUACAAGAUGAUAUCGCACUCGCCCGACGCGCCGCAGGGGCACAUGUUUGCGAGCGAACCCGCCGAGUGGCCGAUGCUCGUGCGCUCGAUAGCUUACUGGCUCUCACCAAACUCAAACGCUCAAGUUCAUCUUAUUGGCAACUUAGUGACGUGGUAUGCCGGAACCAUAUCAGUUCUAAUAUUUGGUGCCUUACUCGCUGUAUAUGCCAUCCGUCAACGGCGAGCGUACGUCGAUCUGCCUCCUUACGCCGCACAAAAGUUCUAUGACGCUGGCUGUAUACUCUUUCUCGGCUAUUGGCUACAUUACUUACCAUAUUUUUUCAUGGAUAGAACAUUGUUUCUUCACCAUUACUUGCCUGCUUAUAUCUUCAAGAUCCUCCUCUUGGCUUAUGUCAUUGAUCACAUAUUUUACAUUUUAUGUAUCAGUGAAAAGAUAAAGCCAUUCACACAUGUAUUCAUAUUAUGUAUCACAAUAUGGAUGGCUUAUGUAAUAAGAACAUAUAAAAUGUUUAGUGUUCUGAGCUAUGGCAAUAUGGAUUUAACUGAAUUUGAUCUUUUAAAUCUUCGAUGGAAAGAUACUUGGGACUUUAUUUUACAUAAGAAAAAUUAAGCUUUAAAUUCUUUAUCUCAGUGGUGAAUAUAAAUAAGAGUAUUUUUAUCUAAA
This is a messenger RNA of Vanessa tameamea, 2585 nucleotides long. It is a transcript of the gene rt, whose product is annotated as protein O-mannosyltransferase 1. The transcript has 9 exons. Gene Ontology annotation, biological process: protein O-linked glycosylation via mannose. Bases 186 to 2531 code for a protein of 781 amino acids. Gene Ontology annotation, molecular function: dolichyl-phosphate-mannose-protein mannosyltransferase activity. The record is from RefSeq and is a predicted model, not a curated record. Gene Ontology annotation, cellular component: endoplasmic reticulum; membrane. NCBI's taxonomy places the organism in Eukaryota, Metazoa, Arthropoda, Insecta, Lepidoptera, Nymphalidae.